Messenger RNA from Cheilinus undulatus (humphead wrasse), 668 nucleotides. Its product is annotated as protein PXR1-like. Bases 108 to 668 code for a protein of 186 amino acids. The transcript has 18 exons. NCBI's taxonomy places the organism in Eukaryota, Metazoa, Chordata, Actinopteri, Labriformes, Labridae. The record is from RefSeq and is a predicted model, not a curated record.
CCAUCCAUCCAUCCAUCCAUCCAUCCAUCCAUCUUCUCCAGGAGAAGAACGACAAAGGGGACGCGGACCUAAAGAAGAUAAAGAACCAAAGGGGAGACAGAAACCCAAUGGAGAAAAAGAACCAAAGGAGAGACAGGAACCUAAAAGAGGAGAAGAACGACAAAGGGGACGCGGACCUAAAGAAGAAAAAGAACCAAAGGAGAGACAGGAACCUAAAAGAGGAGAAGAACGACAAAGGGGACGCGGACCUAAAGAAGAAAAAGAACCAAAGGAGAGACAGGAACCUAAAAGAGGAGAAGAACGACAAAGGGGACGCGGACCUAAAGAAGAUAAAGAACCAAAGGGGAGACAGAAACCCAAUGGAGAAAAAGAACCAAAGGAGAGACAGGAACCUAAAAGAGGAGAAGAACGACAAAGGGGACGCGGACCUAAAGAAGAUAAAGAACCAAAGGGGAGACAGAAACCCAAUGGAGAAAAAGAACCAAAGGAGAGACAGGAACCUAAAAGAGAUAAAGAACCAAAGGGGAGACAGAAACCCAAUGGAGACAAAGAACCAAAGGGGAGACGGGAACCUAAAAGAGAUAAAGAACCAGAGGGGAGACAGAAACCCAAAGGAGAUAAAGAAGCAAAGGGGAGACAGGAACCCAAAAGAGGAAAUGGAACAAUGA